CAACGUACGAACGAUGAUUCUCUAAGUUCAGUUUUUCUAACCAUAUAUAUAGCAAGUAUUUGGAAUAUAUGGAUAUUUUACCAAUUCUCCUAGUUCUAAAGCUAAUGCCCAUUUAGUCAACCCAACGAAGUUAGUAUAUGCAAUGCAUAAUGCAUGUGUCUCGUUUUAAAAUUGACUACUCAUAUGUUUAAUUUAAUUCCCUAUUUCUGUUGACAUAAGUGAAAGAUUGGAAAUUCUUUUUACAAAAUUUCAAGAAUAACUUCCACAAACAAGCAUUUGUGUUUGAGCUAUAUUUGAAUGAUCAAGUGGAAAUUUUGGAGUCUCCUUCUGCUACUAACAUUUUAAUGGAAAUACAUGUACUACUUGUUUUCGGAUCUUAAUAGAGCAUCCCGUUUAUUUACACGAUUUAAGAUAUUCGGCCUCUCUGUUUUAAUCAGCUUCAUGGAUUGUUGUUCGUAAUCAGCUGAUGUCCAUCCCUUUCCAUUCCCUUCUUUCUCAACUCUCAAAGCUGAAGCUUACCAUCCCAAGAACCAAAGAGCUUCACGCUUUAAUAAUCAGGACUCAUCUCUCAUGCGACCCAUUUUACGCUACAAGAAUUUUGAGGUUCUAUGCUCUAAACGACGACAUCAUCUCAGCUCGCAACCUGUUUGAUAAAACUCCCCAUCGAAGUAUUUACCUAUGGAAUUCCUUAAUUCGAGCUUAUGCUAGAGCCCACAAGUUUACAGAUGCAUUUUCUCUGUUUAAGGACAUGCUUUAUUCCGAAAUAAAGCCUGAUAACUUCACUUUUGCAUGCCUUGUUCGAGCCAGCUCUGAAAAUUUUGAUGUGCACAGCUUGAGAGUUUUCCAUGGAGCGGUUGUUCUCUCUGGGUUGCAGUGGGACUUCAUAUGUAGUAGCCAACUGGUAAGUGCUUAUUCAAGAUUAGGUUGUAUAGCUGAUGCAAGCAAGGUGUUUUCUGGGAUAACCGAUCCUGAUUUGGUCUUAUGGAAUUCAAUGAUAUCAGGUUAUGGUUGUUUUGGAGAGUUGGAGAAGGGGCUAGAAUUGUUUAGCAGAAUGCAGAGAAUGGGGUUCAGGCCUGAUGAGUACACAAUGGUUGGCCUGAUUAUAGCUAUAUAUGAUCCUAGUGUGCUGAAAAUAGGUGAAUCAAUCCAUGCAUGUUGUCUAAAACUUGGUGUAGAGUCAAAUUCUCAUAUAAGCAGUCUCCUUGUUAGUAUGUAUUCUAGAUGUAAAUGUAUGGGUUUAGCUUUUAGAGUUUUUGAGAGUCUUUUAGAACCUGAUUUAGUUACAUGGUCUGCAAUAAUAAGCGGUGUUUCGCUGUGUGGGAAUAGUGUCAAGGCCUUGGAUUUCUUCAGAGAAAUGAAUAUGAAAGGUGGGAAGGCGGAUCCACUGCUGAUAGCCACUAUACUAACUGCUUGUUCUCAAUUGACAACUGUGCGGCCAGGCAGCGAGGUGCAUGGUUAUUCUUUUCGACAUGGAUGUCACUUGGAGGUUAUGGUCUCCUCUGCUCUAGUUGACAUGUACUCAAAAUGUGGAUUCUUGGAAUUGGGAUAUCAAGUUUAUAAGACUAUGACUUUCAAGAAUAUUGUUUCAAUCAAUUCAAUUAUUUCAAGUCUUGGUUUAUAUGGACUUGCAUCUCAGGCCUUUCAGAUAUUUGAGAAGGCACUGGAUGAAGGGCACAAACCAGAUGAAGCUACUUUUUCCGCGCUCUUAUGUGCAUGUUGCCAUGCUGGUCUUCUUAAUGAUGGUCGAGAAUAUUUCAGAAGAAUGAAAGAUCAAUUUGGCAUCCCAGCUAACACCGAACAUUAUGUUUACAUGGUAAAGCUUCUUGGAAUGGAAGGACAAUUGAGAGAAGCUUAUGAACUUGUCCAGUCUCUGCAGGAACCAGUUGACUCUGGCAUUUGGGGGGCACUAUUGUCAUGCUGUGAUGCUCAUAGAAAUUAUGAGUUGGCAGAUAUUAUAGCUUCUCGUUUUUUUGGUAAUAAGCUACAGAAUAGUCGUUACAGAGUUAUGCUUUCAAAUAUGUAUGCCAGUGAUGGGAGGUGGGAUUUAGUAAAUAAGUUGAGAGUGGAUUUAGGAUCAACAGAGUUGAAACUCGCUGGAAAAAGCUGGAUUUUUAGUAUAAAACCAUUUCCGUGAAAGGAAUUCUUGAGGUGUCUUUGCUACAUAUUUCAUGGUUCACUUUGUUGAAUCUGGGAUCAGAAGCUGCGACUGAGGUAGGAUCAAUCUAACUUUCUCGUCAUGAAAAGGAAAUUCUAUCGUGUAACUCCAAAACAAAUGUCAAAAGAAGAUGAGUUUAACCCAUUUUGUGCUUAACUAAAAUGAUUUUAACAAGUUAUGGAAGGUUCAUCUCCUCACUUCUGUUACUUCCAAGUUUUACCAUGAAUAAUCUUUGGCUACAAACAGUUGUGAUCAUGUUAAACAUAUGUUUCAAACAGCCGAUUAAGACAUGAUAAAUGAAACAUAUAUACAGCUAAAACAUACAAGGAGCUGCUAACAAUCUUUGUUGCCCUGUACUAUAUUGAUCAGGUACGUAUUGCUCUUUGGUGAAUGGAUGACAAAUAUCUUUUCUCCUUUUGGUUUCUGUUCUAUGAUCGUCAAACUGGUGGCCACUUUGAUUUGCUCAAGGUCACAGAAAGUCUAAUGGGCAGAAUGCAGAACUGGAAUAUUUAGGUAAAAUAGAGGGAACCAGAACCUUUUUUGUUUUGUUUUUUGUCUUCUUUUGGGAGCCUGGAUAACCUCUCUCCAUAAUAUGGCAUUUCCAUAGGUAACUCGUACAGGCUGUCGAUAAUGUCUCACUAAAUCUUGAUCAUUUGGAGUGUAGAUUAAAUUUUAGCUUCUGUAUCUGAAGGAAGUUUUCUGUUUGAAGGGAUUUGCUUAGUAUGCGUUUAAGAGAAUAAUGAUCUUGCUAAUUAACCCGACAAGUGUAAUGCACCGUGAAGAUGACUCUAUUGAGCACAUUUAUAUUGCUGUAGAUUUUCAAAUAUUAAAGGAGUAUGUGCGUAUCUGUUGUUAUUGACAUCUUUUAGACCAUUAAUGCAAGUCAUCCAGAAAUGUCUCUUACAUGGUGCAGGAAGUACAUUGACUGCAGGCUGUCGUUCUCCUGGCCUCAGGUAUCAUGUGUUUCAAAGUCCUAUCAGAGGUAGCAAAGUUGUGUUUGCAAGCUUCAAAGGCUCCGAAUGAUGGGCAGGGUGUUCUUUGUAAAUGUGAUAUGAUAAAUAGUGGUAGCUUCUGACUUUUCUAGAGGACAAAGGGCAUGUUAAGGAGUGACAUUUAAGUUAAGAACCGGACGUGGAAUAGCUAGGAAUACGAAUGCCAGGGAUCAUACUCAGGAUUGGUUUCUCAUCACUCUUAUUCCUAUUAGAUUCUAUCAAUUAUAUCAUCAACUUACCUCAAUCUGAAACUAGCUGCUCCCACUAGAUUCUAUUGCUAUAAAAGUUGAACAAUAUAUGCAUGCGUAAAUAGUUUCGGUGAGUCUUUUGGUGCGACUUUAAUGCCAUUCCAUUCUCAAAUGCAAUCAUUCAUAUCUUUUGUUGGACAUUUUCUUGUCUUUCCCCUGGCAGUAUGUUAAAUCUUGCUAAACUUCAUUUAUAACAAUUGAACCUUUUUUUCGGAAAAUUCUUAAGAGUCUAAGACUGAAGUGCUAGACAUGCAUUUUUCUUCAAUGUGGUAUACUUACUAAAGGAGUCCAAGUAUGUUUGUACACUAUAUAUUGUAAACUGCUGAUAUAAUUCAGUAGGCUGUCAUUUGAUUAUAUGACCAGCUGCUCAGUCUGUACUGCCUUAGAUGUCAUUUUAGUUUUCUUACUGAUUGGUAUUAGAAUAUUGCAGAAACAAAAAUUAUAUAUGAGGUUUCUACUCUACUAAAAUGAAAACGUGUGAAUGUGUUAAACACCGUAAACUGAUACAAAGUAGGUCUCUCAGAUUCUAUUCUCCCAGUGCCCUGGCACUUACUGAUCAACUUUUGUAGUUGCAACAAUUAAGAUGCUUUUCAUCCGUUUUGCAGGAGAACCUUGAUGGUUUAAGCAAUCCUGGAUCACAAAUUCAGGUACCUGAAAAUUUUGCUACUUCAAGUGAAAAAGCAUCACGGGCUGGAAACAGCUCUCUUCCAUAAAACAGGAUAUUUGGUGGCUUCUAUUUGUUCAGUUGUAUUUGUGUGUAUCAAAGUUGCUUUUUAAGGACCCAAAAGUAUUUAUAAGGGGGAAAAGUCCAGAACAUUAUGGCUACUCAAAGCAUCAAAGCAACAGCUUAUACUUGAUAUUAUAAUUAUUCUGCUGCAGAGCUGGUACCUAUGUUGUAUGUUAUGACAUUAAUAGUGAGAUCCACGUAAGUCGUAAUGGUCACUUACUUGAACCCCGGAAGGCAAUACUCAUGCAUUGUAGAAAGAACAUUUCCUGAUGACUAUAGAGGAACCUCUGAUGAGUAUCAUCAGAAGAACAAGUGAAUAAGAAUUAUCAAGAUGCAUACAUUUAGUAUUUAAUUAUAGAUCUUUGAGGUUAUAUUAGAAGAGUUGAUGCUACAGAAGUAUGGGAUGGCCCAAGGAAAAUGGCCUAUUUCAACAAGUUGUGUAAAGUUGAAAUUUAUUUCUGUCAGUCUGCUCUUAUUACUUCUGUAACUACUUAGCUAAAUGGUUAUAGUUGCUAAGUUAUCCUUUUGA
Molecule: messenger RNA, 4651 nt
Organism: Nicotiana tabacum (common tobacco)
Lineage: Eukaryota; Viridiplantae; Streptophyta; Magnoliopsida; Solanales; Solanaceae
Source: RefSeq, a predicted model, not a curated record